CGACAUCCCUCUCGACUCCGACUCCCCUCUACACCGACUCCCUCUCGACUCCCGAGUGAGCACCGCAGCGCCCUCAACUCGGCCGCGCGGUGGCCGCCGGGAUCGCGCGCAAAUGGCGGACGGAGGCGACCACAUCGACAUCUACGCCGACGUGGGCGAGGAGUUCGGGCAGGAGCAGGACUACAACCGCGAUGAUGAUCUCUACAACGACGUCCUCGCAACGUCCACCAACAACGGCGACACGCUGGAGUCGCGCCGCGCAUCGCUCGACGGGCCGAGGGGGGGCGGGGAGCGCGACGAUCUCGACUUCCCCGACUCCAUGGGUGGGGGGCCCCCCUCCUCCUCGGCGGCCCCCGAGGGCUCCCCCAAGCCCGGCUCGGGGCCCAACAUCGUCUACACGUACAGCAAGCGCGUGCCGAUCUACGUGGGCAACCUCACUUGGUGGACCACCGAUCAGGACCUGAUUGAAGCUUUCCAGGCUGUGGGGGUCAGCGAUGUCCUAGGAAUCAAGUUUUAUGAAAACCGUGCCAAUGGGCAGUCUAAAGGGUUCGCCAUCGUGAACCUGGGCUCGGAUGUGGCAGCACGUAAGCUGAUGGACCUGCUUCCGAAACAUGAGAUUCAUGGUCAGGAUCCCAUCGUGACUCCUUGUAACCACCAGACGCUGAGCCAGUUUGAGACUCAGUCCCGAAAGAAUUUCGGCCAGGUGGACCCUGCUCCGUGCAACUGGAGCAAGGGGGGCAGGGUGGGCCAGUCUCCUCCACCGCAUGGCCCCUCGCGCGGGGGUCCUCCCUCCGGCGGCCCACCCCACCACCCCGGCCCCCUGGGUGCCCCCGGCCCCCACGGGCCCCCCUUGAUGUCCCGGGGAGUGCCGUUGUCCCUACAGGGCCCCCCGAUGAUGGUGGCGGCGCUGCCCCCUCCGCCGGCCGCUCGCUUGGAGCGUCCUCCGCCGGGGCAGCCGUUCCCGGGACAGCCGUUCCCGGGGCAGCAGCCUCCGCCGCACUUUAACGACCUGCCCCCUCCUCGGCCGGGAUUGCUGCCCCCUCACCACCACCCUCACCCCCACGCUCACCCCCAUCCUCACCAGAUGCCCCUGCCACCGCAUUCGAUAGGUCACCACCCUCACCAGCAGCAACAGCAGCAGCAGCAGCUCCCUCCUCACCACCCCCACCACCACCCUCACCAUCCUCAGCACCACCCGGGGGCGGCACAACUGCCGCACGGCCCCCACGGCCCCCACGGCCCUCACGGCCCUCACGGCCCUCACGGCCCCCACGGCCCCCACGGCCCGAACGGCCCGCACGGCCCCCACGGCCCCCACGGCCCCCACGGUCCCCACGGCCCGCACGGUCCUCACGGCCCCAUGGGAUUCGUGCCGCCCCACCACGUAGGCCAGCAGGGGGGGCCGCCCCCUCCUCCGCCUCCGCCGCCCCCCCACGGGGCCUUCCAGCAGCGGCCCGGCCUUCCUAUGCCGCCCCUCUCCUCCUCUCUGCCCCCGCCCCCACAGCAAGUGCGGAUGCUGCCCCCACACCACGGGGGCCCCGGGCCGCAGGGCCCCCCAAUGAUGGGGGGCGGAGGAGGACCCCCCAUGGGCCACCCCGGGCCAAUGCCGACGCCACACGUCAACCCGGCGUUCUUCCCUCCACCUGGGGGAGCCGGAGGAGGGGGGGGAGGAGCAGGAGGUGGGGGGGGCAGCGGCGGGGGGGGGCAGCUGCCCCAAAUGCCGCCGCCUAACGCGGGAGGAGGGGGAGGUCAGCAGCGUCCGGAUGGUGGAAGAGGGGGUGGCCCCCCGGGCCCUCCAGGUCCGCCGGAGCAGUUUGUGAGGCCCCCGCCGGGAUACGAGAGGGGAGAGUACCGACCCCCCCCGCAGGAGAGCCACCGCGAGGCCGAGGGGCCCCAGCUGUCAGAGACGGAGUUCGAGGACAUGAUGACGCGGAACCGCGCCGUUUCGAGCAGCGCCAUCUCGCGCGCCGUCUCGGACGCGAGUGCCGGCGACUACGGCAGCGCCAUCGAGACGCUCGUGACGGCCAUCUCCCUCAUCAAGCAGUCCAAGGUGUCGGGGGACGAGCGUUGCCACGUGCUCGUCGGCUCCCUGCAGGACUGCCUGCACGGCAUUGAGGCCAAGUCCUACGGCUCGGGGUCCAGGAAACGCGAGCACUCCCGCGAUCGCGAACGCGACCGGGACCGCGACCGCGACCGGGACCGCGACCGCGACGGGGAGUCGGGGCGCUCGCGCGAGAAGUCUCGGCGCCACAAGGGCAGCGGCAGCCAGCGCUCGCACAGCCGCGAGAAGUACGACGACUACUACCGCGAGGGGGGGGGCGGCGGCCGCGAGCGAAGCCGCGAGCGCCGGGACAAGGAGCGCGACCGCGACAGGGAGUACCGCCACCACUAGAGACGAGGUGGCACAGAGCACAGACAGGCUAGCACUCGCUGCUUGGCGUUUGUGCCUCCCCCACCCACCCUUCCCACUUCCCCUCCCUGCCCAGCCCUGCCCAGCCCUGCCCAUGUAUUCGUUGUGAACCUUACCCAGCACACUCAGAUUAUCAUUGCACUGCGGCUGCCCACGUUCACGCGAAUGCAGACAAACAAACAAACAAAAACGGACUUGCGGUCGAUGCGAUGACCACACGAGGCGACCACCAAUCGCCUCUUCGCAAAGUCGCCCACCAGCCGUCCCGUCGUCCACCAUUCGUCCCGUCGUCCGCCAGCCCAGCCCUGCUCAACGCGAGGACCUCAUCCCUCCCACGCUCUCUCCACGUACGUGAUGUCUGUGCGCUCGCAAAUGUCCCGUGUUUUCGCUUGGAAUCGUUACGUCGGUUUUUGCAACGCUUCUGGCCUCCCCAUGCUGCCCCGUCUUGCCAGCCUUCUCGCCUCGCCGAUGUAGACCCGGGAGUGGGUCAAACUUUCCCGGUGGGCCCACACCCAUUACAACGAGAGAGGCGGAUGCGGUGUGUGGCCCGGGAGCAGAAAAAAAUGUCCGGGGUCGUCAAACCCGGAUAGGCCCGGCUAAAGUUAAGCCCCGCAAACGCGUUUCUGACUCUCCGUGUGUUCGCCAUUUAGGCGGAAUGGAGCGACGGGCCGCCCUGUGCCGUUAAGAGAUUUUCGUUUGGGUGUGGAGGCGGAAAAGUCAGGAACCAAUCAGGCCGUGGGAGCGGGGGGGGGAGCGAGAGCUCGAGCCGAGGAAGCGCUCGCUCGCCCGCUCGCGGCUGGUUCUCUUUUUUCUGCCUGGAAUUAAACGACGUUGCAACGCCAACGGUGGAGAAUCACUCGAUAUAUAGCAAAAUGAUACCGAAUCGCAUCGGCGCGGGAGAGAUGAUAUUGAUUGGAUCGAGUGGAAAUUGGGCAGUUCCCGGCUACAAUGUUGUGUGCUGCGGUCGUCAUGGGCUUCAAAUCGCCCUCCUUGCUGCGCUGGACUCCGUAGGCCCACGGCGCGGAGGUGGCUCCCACAAUGUGCAAGGACGACGUCGCCACGCGGUUGUAGGCCCCACCCAUUCGCGAGCAGAGACGAGGGGAGGCUUUCAGUGUGGCUGCCAAGCCCCUUAGAGGGCGCUGGAGUUACACCUAACGGUGCGCAGGUGGCUGCGACUUUUUUUUUUGUAUUUGUCUCGCGUACCGAAGCUUCAAGCCUCUUGUGGAAACAGCCCUAAGGACGCCGCAGGGGUUUCUUGGCGCACCUACAAAUGCAGCAGCCGUUUUGAUUUUAUUUGUAGAGCCGGCACGUCUCCCUUUUACGGUUGGGCGAUGCCCGGCAUUUGCCGGUGAUGACCGUGGUGAACACGGCGAUGUUUUGCUGAAAAGUUGUAAAGUUGUCGCGAGCUUUGCUUUUUUUUUAAAUCUUAAUAAUAGUGACGUGCGCGUUGUUUUGGUUUGUUGCUACGCCGGAGUGUUAAAAUUGUGUUUCGUACAAUAGAACCUCUUGCAGAUUUAAGGCUUCAAAGUUACGAUACAUUGUAAACCGUGAUAAAGUUAGCUUGAUAAGAAUCGGGUGGCGUAGCCUAGGGCGUGGGUGUGGAUUGCACAACCGUGCUUUUAAGCCCCGCCACCCGGGCUCGAUUCCUGACCGCGGCUGACAUCGGUGGCGAGUGUUAUCCCCGACCGAUCGUGCAUAUCCAUCCCCAUCACCAAACGCACAAUGACCAGCUUGGUGAAGUAUGGCAAAGCACACCCCCAUGGCCGACGCGGCAUGAGGGAGUCCUUCAUCCCGAAGUGGAUUGACAAGGGCCUGUGACUUAUUAUUAUAAACGUAAAUAGUCGACCCUUAACUAAAUGCGAGCGGCCGUGCGACAUGAAUAGACAAGUCGAAUUAUUUACCUGCUCGCACACGAGAGCGUGGUGGAAAUUCCACAUUCCCGUGGCUAUUUUCACGAUUAUUUCUGUUGAUGAUCGUCACUUAAGAUGGCGAUGAGAUGAGUUGGACCACGAUUUGAACCUUUACGACCUUCCGAUUGCGAGUUAAGCUCUCAAACUCUCUCACGGUCGUGCUGCCGGCCUGGCUUGAUCAGAAUACGCACGACCUGUAGGCGUACCAAGAGAGAGUUUGAGGUUUGUUUCAGCCAUGUGUUGUUGUGCAUGUGAUGUUUGAAAUAAAGUCUUCUGAACGGAGGAAGAGGAAUUUACAGUCACAACAAACAAAACAAGUUGACACGCGUCAAUAACACUGCGCCAAAGUAUAUCAUAGGUGACGUUUUAUGCAAAUGGAUUUCCUUCAUAGCACGUGUUAUUGAUAAACGUGUUGUUAUUAUGCACCACUGCCAUCACAGCAGCUGCAUGACCAAAUCACCAGAUCAUGUGUUUGAAGGCUGCUUGAAUAAUGUUGUUGUUUGCUAAAAUGUUAAAUCCAGUUCGGUUUAUUUUUGACAAUUUUUUUUUUCAUUUUGUUGUUCAUGUACAAUACAAUACGUACAACAGCUACAUAAUGUUUUAAGAAUCAUUUUGAUUGUCAGUCCACCGAUCGAUAGAGGCGUCUCCUCCAUGCCACGUCGGCCAUCGGCGGUUGUUUGACCAUACUUCGCCACGCUGGUCAGUGCGGGUCGGCGAAGAGUGGGGAUAGGAGGCCGAGGAGCGGCUCGGAUGCCACCUGUUGUUGGCCGUGGACAGGAAUCGAACUUGGGUCGCCCAGUUCACAGCGGGGGGGAGUGUGCCAAUCACCGCGCUAACCCCGCACCCACACAACAAAAUGCUCGCGUAGGUAUGAAGAAAUAAUUUUCACCAUCGCAGCUGAUUAAAAGUGCAAAUUUGAGGGGGUUGUGUGAGAGUUGAAUCGCAGAAAAUGGAGAUAAACGGCUUCGAGUAACAGCCACGAUGACGUGACGUCAUCUCCCUCGCCUACGCCUGUACAUUUGGAGUUUGCGUGUCUCCCCGUGGUCGCGUGGAUUUCCCUCUGGCUCCUCCAGGUUUUUACCUCCACCUUCAGAAAUAUGCCUUUAGAAUAUUUGGCUGCAAUGUCCACGUGAUAACCCACACUCCAUUGAGCUUUCCAUUUGUGGCCAAGUCGCUUCUGAAAAAGAGCUCUAUUUCGCUCAGUGGACCUUGCCUGGUUAAAUAAACAUUUUCUACGUGUCUCUCUCCAUGACGGAGCCAUCCCGAUGUUCAUUUCUGCGUGUUGCAUAAAAAACAAAAAAAUUACGUGCAUUUGUAAAACGAGUUGGAUUUUGAAAUGGGUGAAAAAAUAAAAUGUAGUUGUGUUCGCAAGCUGUUACGAAUGUUGGCGUUGGAUUUGUGACCGUUUCGUCGAUCCUGGCGACAAUGUUGACAACAGCUUCACUCGAAUGUUGGCAAAAUUAAAAGACUGUUUUGUGAAAACC
Messenger RNA from Petromyzon marinus (sea lamprey), 5804 nucleotides. RefSeq names its product cleavage and polyadenylation specificity factor subunit 6-like. NCBI's taxonomy places the organism in Eukaryota, Metazoa, Chordata, Hyperoartia, Petromyzontiformes, Petromyzontidae. Gene Ontology annotation, molecular function: RNA binding. The record is from RefSeq and is a predicted model, not a curated record.